Messenger RNA from Rhinolophus ferrumequinum (greater horseshoe bat), 570 nucleotides. RefSeq names its product X-C motif chemokine ligand 1 (gene XCL1). NCBI's taxonomy places the organism in Eukaryota, Metazoa, Chordata, Mammalia, Chiroptera, Rhinolophidae. Gene Ontology annotation, biological process: immune response; positive regulation of ERK1 and ERK2 cascade; positive regulation of GTPase activity. Gene Ontology annotation, cellular component: extracellular region. Bases 120 to 443 code for a protein of 107 amino acids. Gene Ontology annotation, molecular function: chemokine activity; CCR chemokine receptor binding. The record is from RefSeq and is a predicted model, not a curated record. The transcript has 3 exons.
CACACCCACCUCGAAAGCCCCGUCCUACCACAGGAAGUUCGCUGACCAUUGGGAGGCAUAAAAGAGAGCCGAGAGUGGCGGUACCCACCCUCUCUGCUCAGCCUGUCAGAACCUCAGCCAUGAGAACCGUCGUCCUGGCCUUGCUCGCAAUCUGCUGCCUCACCGCGUACGUGGUGGAAGGCGUGGGGAGUGAAGGCGUGGAAAAGGAAAUCUGUAUGAGUCUAACCACCCGGCGACUUCCAGUGAAAAACAUCAAGAAAUACAUCUUCAGGGAGGGCCCCAUGACGGCAGUGGUAUUUAUUACCAGACGUGGCUUUAAGAUCUGUGCCAAUCCACAAGCUGACUGGGUGAAGAAAGCCGUUGCACAUGUGGACAACAGAAAUAGCAUGAGCCAGACCAAGCCUACAGGACCCCAACAAUCCACCAGUACACCUUUUGUGUAGUUUCAUGUUUGAAAAAAGCCUCACUGAGUGGGUCGUGGCCUUCCGGCUCCCUGUCCCCUCACCAGCCAGCCAGCUGAUUUCCCUUUACAAGCUCAUGGACUAAUUAAAUUAUACUCACGUUUCCUGC